Molecule: messenger RNA, 3655 nt
Organism: Anoplopoma fimbria (sablefish)
Lineage: Eukaryota; Metazoa; Chordata; Actinopteri; Perciformes; Anoplopomatidae
Gene: ccdc71
Product: coiled-coil domain containing 71
Exons: 2
Coding region: 103-1176 (357 amino acids)
Source: RefSeq, a predicted model, not a curated record
GCCUCCCUUCCCUGGUCUGUCAUCCACACCGCUGUUGUUGCAGCCAUUUUACCGUGGAGCGCCGAGGAUGCCGUAGCGAGCGCCGUUGGAAGGACUAGAAACAUGGCUGAGGCGGCACGAGGUCCCGUGGUUGCCCGGCCAUUGGCAUUUGCCAAUGAGGAGCGGGCAGUUCACUCCUGGUCCCGGAUCUCGUCAGCGGGGCACAACGUCCUCCUGGAUGCUCUGAAGAUCCUCAGCCCGAUGUCCCGCGACCUCUCGAGCAGUGAGGAGCUGGUCACCUUCUUGAAGGAGCUGGGCGAGGAGGGCCACAAGCCCGUUGUGCUGCGUAGCAAAGAUGUGUAUGGCUACCGCUCCAGCACAAACCAACCGCUGACCGAAGACAUGCUGAAGCCACAGAACAGGAACGUCAGACCCACCGCCAAGAGGAGGGGAAGGAAGCCAAUGGUCAGGAAGAGAGAGGUGCACCCGUCGUGGAACGCCUCUGACAAAAACAACCCCAAGAUUCAAGGGGUCCGCCCUCCAGAGCUGCUGGUGGACCACCGUGCCAUCAUCUGCAGCAGGACAACCGGUCGGACUGUAGAGAUGUCGCAGGCGCUGGAAGUGCGGCCGUGUCUCAGACUGACCAACAUUGAGGGUCUAUCUGGCUUCCAUACGGCCAGACUCCAGAUCCACACUUCCUGGGACUCGUCCUCUGGGGCACCCUCUGUUGCCUUUUCACAGCAACAGCACCCUCCAACGCUUUCAGGAAUACCUUCGCAGCCUUCUCAGAACUGUGGUGGGGCGCCCACCAAAGCUGUGGCCUUGUUCAGCCAGAAGAGCCUGUCCUGCCCCAUCCGAUUGGACGGCGCCCUCAUCGGAGAUUCUGCACCGGUCUUCUACGCAAAUGGACGGGCGUUCCCAGAGACUCACACAGAGCUCACCAGCAACGGCUGGAGGAGCAACGGCGUGCACCGAGAUGGUCGGGGCCCGAAGGAACUUCACAUCCCCACCCGGCAAAGAAACGGGUGGAAGGACAAAAAAAGUCUUCGAUGGAAAGUGGUGAAAGUGGAUGACUCUCGCUCUGUGGCGGAGGCCCGCAGAAAGGCACAGAAGAUCCUACAGGUCAACCUGUCUCCAAUGAUUCAGAUCCAACCUCUCAACCAUGUGCUGAGAGACUUCAGAUACCAGAACAAGUGACAAUACCCCCCCUCCCCACGACCCACAACCAUUGUUUCCUUUAGCAGAUGUUAGUGUUUUACAUCCAUUAGGCUGCACCUGGCUGAGCCCCAGUGUUCAUAGCAGACGUCUUACAUGGGUUUUUGUGAUCUCUGCUGAGUGUUGGCGGUAGAGAAGUCAGAGUCUGUCUGUGGAAGUCCUGAUUCCUGACAGGGGCACUUGGGAUUGAAAGGCAUUUGAAGUCAGGUGAUGCUCUUCUCAGCAGGCUGGGAAAGGACUAUCGGCCGAAUGCUGGUACAUUAUCACGGUCCACUUUAGUUUACACUAUACAAUACUUCAACCAACCAUCAUUCUGCUCUGAGUUGACCGCCUGCUAGCCGAUGUUGCUGAUGUAGUUUAGGGCGCAGCAUCCACUGUGACUGUUAGGUUAAAGGUGAAUUUUCUGCCCUUCAACAAGGCACUUGGUGCUCACAGUUGUUUUUAAAUAGUUUCUAUUACUCAUUUGAAGUAUUCCGCUGUUUUGUUGAAAAGUAUUUUUUACUUGUAGCGCUUACAAACAGUGCUGUCAAUCUGAAGCGCCCCAUUUUCCCACUUGAAAGAAGGAAAAAGAUGAAGCUUGUGGUGGGACAAGGCGAUCCCAUUGGACAGAUGAACGGCUUGAUGAGCAGGGCAGGUUUCCAAAGCCUUCAGAGGAGCAGACAUGGUGGUUGGUUGGUUGGUCCCAGCAAAACAAAUGAACUAAACAAAAGGAGGGGGGGAAGAGAAAAGCGUUUAGUUUGUCUUCCUUUUUUGUAUUUUUGUUGUUUUUCCACUGGAAAUUGGGAAGGCUCUGGGAGCGAGUACAGCAGGGAAUCAAAACCCGUGGCCCAUACAGAUUGAUACUUGGAUGUUUUGUUUGUCCUUCACAAAGUGUUCCUUUUGGUUUAGUUUAUCCACACACACACACAAUGGAGUAUUUUCAACUGUUGGGUGAUUUGAUGUCUUACAGUAACAAAACAUGAUUCAAUGAACUGCAGAAAAUGGCGGGUAUGGAAGGAGACUUGGUCUUUUAAUCUUAAUUCUAGGAAAUCCUUGAGAAUUAUAAAAUACAAAAAUUCUGACCUCACUCUUCAGACUUUAGUGUCAUUAUUAAACAAUCUCUAAAUCAUAUAUUUACAAUUUUCCAAAUGUUCAAUUAUUCUCAUGAUGUGGCCCCGGUCUACCUCCAUGAGUUUAAGGAGUUUUACACCAGUUACAAAAACAACCUUCAGCUGUCGGUCCAAUGCUGCUCAAGAUUUACUUUUGUCCAAUACAUUUCUGUACUUCACAAGCAACCAACUGCCAUUUGUAGACUUGAAGUAAAACAUUUGUUUGGCUGAAAUAAAAAGUGUAACUUGAGCUGCAGGACAAUAAGUGACUUGGCGCAAAAAAGGUUCAAUCUCUCAUCAGAACUCGUCCAGGCUCUGUUGAGUCUAUGUCAGGAAUUGCACUUUGAGAGUGAGACAGUGCGUCAUUGUCGCCCCGUUUCUUUGAACAUGAAAGUCAUUAAUAUUCUUAUUUCCUGCGUACUGUAGAAAAAGUGUGAAAUAAUAUCAACUACGGUUCGACUUACUUUGGGCCCACACUGGUUUCUGCAACAGGUGCUAACUUUGCAACGUUGGUGCUGAAUUAAAUGACCGGCACAAGAAUGUCGUCAUGUUUCUGUUUUUGUAGUUCAGAUUGGAGCAUUUAGGAGCAGUGACUUCUGGUGAGUUCUUUUUCUGACAGGCUGAUAGCACUGUUGCCCUUUGCAGGUUGGGAUGAGCAUGCUAAACUGCCGUGUGUGAUUUCCAAAGGGUUUUUACUGUGAGGAGCAACCUGAAUCCGUUUUCAUGUUACCAUCUGUUUAAAUCUCCUGUGAAUUACCCUAAAAGUUGUGUUUGCGAUGUUUGACCACAUUGAACGAGACAAGCAUUUGUUUUAAUCACAAAAACAGUACUUUAAACACAAAAUCAUAGUCUCUUAGUCCACGUACUAGCUUUUUCUUGAGCUUCUACUGAUCUCAAGACCAUUCAAUGUGAAUGUAAGCUUACGAAAAAGCCAGUCACUGGACCUUUACAAGUUUCUUUUCUCUUUUUUUUUUUAGUUUAUUAGAAUUUUUUCCCCAAGAAAACCAGCCACUUGUUACUAGAACUAAGCAGAUUUAAAGUGGAAAUCUUUGCUUUUUGGCUCAAAGUCCAUGCAUUAUUCUGGAAUUGGCAACCUGUUCCUCCGUUUAAACUGAGGCCACAUCAGUGUUUGGCUUUACAGAUUUCUCUGUAAAUUCUUUCGUAAUUCUCUGAUUGUAUGAAUUUAACGUUCUGGAAGAGUCUCUGUUUCCUUGCGCCCUCCCCUGCAAUCUGUCUGUACACGGUCAUGUUCAUGCCCACCGACAUCUCCCUUUUCUAGAUCUUCUAUCUGUUAGUCUUGUUUGUGCCACACUUGUAUAAUAUUGUAUUUCCUACAUGAUCUUUGAAAACUCUUUUUGUUCAAUAAAACUGCU